AAUGAGAGAAGGUCGGCGGGUGGGGAAUGGGAACGGUGCCGGAUUGUGGGAACGACAGCGGUGGUCGGACGGUUGGUGGGCUUGACGGCAAUUCAAGUGACGGACACUGGUUGAAAUUGGCUUUAGGGUUAUAAAUGUCAAUUUAGUACAAUUUAGGGCGAAAUAAUUUAAAUUUUAGGGCGACGAAUAGCGAUUCAGAGUAACUAACCUUCAGAGUGCUACUAUGCUUUGCUGUCUAACAAUUCCAUAAUUAAAUUAAAGAUGCGCCUUUCCCUUUUUCUCUUCCUUCGUCUCACGUUUUCUUCUCUGUCACUCAAAUUCUUACCCGUUCAUCGUCAUCUUCCCUUCCUCCGGCGGCAAUUCUCUGCUUCCUUCCUUACUAUGAAUCGCCGUAUCUUUUCUUUCCCCCUUCUGCGAUCAAAGCAAAGGGAAGUAGCCUUUAGAUGUCCGAUAUCUUCUCUCUUUAGUUUCCAUUGUAGGUUUAUCCUAUUGUUUUUAGUUUUAUUAAAAUAAUAAUAAAGAUAAAUCAGUCAAUCAUAACAAACCUUAUUCUCACCCUCCGUCCUCCGAGGCUCCGACGCGUAAUAGAAUCGCAGCUCCAUUAUUCUCUUUCUCUCUCGCCCCAUGGACGGCGGCUGCGACGGCGGUUGCUUUCUGUGCACGGUUUCUGUUGCGGCGAGGUAGUGAUUGUUGUUGGCCUGGAACGCAGCACCGACGGGUAGCAGACAAACGAAUCUCAGUUUGAGGCCCGUUUGGUUUUGAUUUCUUCCAUUGUAAGUUUAGUUUUGGUUUCGAUUUGGAGAAUUCGUGAAGCCGGGGAAAGAGCAAAAAAGAUCGCCGGGGAGAAGAAGGAAAAUAAAGAAAAUGAAUCUGCGGAACGUGGUGAUAGGGAUGCUCUUCAUCACUGUGAUUGCUCCCAUCGCUCUUUACACUGACCGAUUCGCCGCCUUCGCUCCUUCUUCCUCUCGAAUCGAUUUCUUUGAAGACGUCACUUCAUUCACUCUUCCAGCUGAUUCUGGCCGUCUCAACGUGUUACCUCAGGAGUUGUCCACUGUUUUUAAGGACCCUAUUGGGGUUGUUUACACCACCAACACCAACUCCACCCAAGAAGAGGUGGCGUCGUCAUCCGAUGAUGGAAUUAUUCAAGAUUCAAUUGCAGCAGCAGGAGCAGAUUCGCAAUCUCAAGCUGUGAGAGAGCACAAAUCUAGAGUGUUGUCGGCGACUGAUGAACAAGUGCAAUCUCAAACAGAUGCUGUCAUCAGACGGGUCACUGAUAGUGCCAUUGCUCAGCAGGAAUCAAGGAGUGAUGGCACGGAUGCUGCCUCCAACUCCAAGGAUCCUAAAUCCUUGGCUUCCAACGUUGUUACCCAACGUGCAUCUCAAGAUCCGCCUGAGCGAAAACCAGGGGUGAAACCUGGCAAAGCUAGCGAAAAGGAUCACUUGAAACCUAAAGUGGGUAAACAGACGGAUCAAAAUGCUAUGUCAGAUGCUCGGGUACGUCAAUUAAGAGACCAGCUAAUUAGGGCAAAGGUGUACCUGUCACUUCCUGCAACAAAGAAUAAUCAACACUAUACGAGAGAGCUCAGAUUACGGAUCAAGGAAGUUGCACGUGUCCUUGGCGAAGCAACGAGAGACUCAGAGCUGCCCAAAAAUGCAAAUGAUAAAUUGAGGACAAUGGAGCAGUCCCUAACAAAAGGCAAGCAGAUACAAGAUGACUGUGCUAUUUGGGUGAAAAAGCUCCGCGCUAUGCUGCACUCCACGGAGGAGCAGCUCCGUGUGCAUAAAAAGCAGACCAUGUUCUUGACUCAGUUAACUGCAAAAACCCUCCCUAAGGGUCUCCACUGCUUUCCUUUGCGCCUGACAACUGAGUAUUAUUCAUUGAACACUUCUCAGCAACAGUUCCCAAAUCAGGAGAAAUUGGAAGAUCCUCUGCUGUAUCAUUCUGCUUUAUUCUCAGAUAAUGUUUUGGCAGCUGCAGUUGUGCUGAACUCUACCAUUACACAUGCCAAGGAGCCUUCAAAGCAUGUUUUCCACAUUGUUACGGAUAGGCUCAAUUAUGCUGCAAUGAGGAUGUGGUUUCUAGUGAAUCCACCUGGCAAAGCAACUGUUCAAGUUCAGAAUAUCGAGGAGUUCACUUGGUUAAAUGCAAGUUACAGUCCUGUUCUGAAGCAGUUGGGAUCUCCAUCUAUGAUAGAUUACUACUUUAGGUCACAUCGAGCUAGCUCGGAUUCGAAUCUGAAGUAUCGGAAUCCCAAGUACUUGUCCAUCUUGAACCAUCUGCGGUUUUACCUGCCAGAGAUAUUCCCAAAGUUGAACAAGCUGCUGUUUGUUGAUGAUGAUAUAGUAGUGCAGAAGGAUCUUGCUGCUCUUUGGUCCCUUGAUUUGAGAGGUAAUGUGAAUGGUGCAGUGGAGACUUGUGGAGAGAGCUUCCAUCGUUUUGAUCGGUAUCUCAACUUCUCCAAUCCUCUGAUCUCUAAGAACUUUGAUCCGCAUGCGUGUGGAUGGGCAUACGGGAUGAACGUCUUUGAUUUGGAUCAGUGGAGAAGGCAAAACAUCACUGAAGUGUAUCACAAGUGGCAGAAGCUGAAUCAUGACAGAUCGUUGUGGAAGUUGGGAACGCUGCCACCAGGUUUGAUUACAUUCUGGAAACGAACCUACUCAUUGGAGCGAUCGUGGCAUGUGCUGGGGCUGGGGUACAACCCAAGCGUGAAUCAGAAGGAGAUAGAGAGGGCGGCAGUGAUACACUAUAACGGCAACAUGAAGCCGUGGCUGGAGAUAGGAUUGCCCAAGUACAGGGGGCACUGGGCGAAGUAUGUAGACUACGAGCACCCAUAUUUGAGGGAAUGCAACAUCAACCCUUGAAGACAGAUAGGCAAGGCGCUAAAAUGGUUGCUCUGUAGGGGCAGGGCAGGAGAAGGAGGAGCCGAGAGAGUGAGUACCUAUUCUUUUCCUUGUACACAAUUUGUGUGUAUGCCUUACUUUUUAAUAUCUUUUUCUUUGGGGGUGUCUGUUUUAGUUUUUGGUUUCCCACUCCUGAGUAGAUUGAUUGAGCAGAGACAGAGAGCAUGCAAUGCAAAAAGUUUGAUGAAAGUUUUUGGAGUAGGAGGGGGAACGAGUACUAGUCGGUGGUGUAUUUUGUAAAUUGGAAGAAGAUUCAUGGUUGGUUGGGAAGAGAGGAAAGAGAUGCGCGGUACAAUGAAAUCAUAAACGAGCCGUAAGUUGAUGCUUUGUGCUUUGCCAGGCAAAUGAGUUUGUUGAGUAAUCUUUGCGGGAAAGAAUUCUAGUUGUAUUUUGCAAUUGCAUUUCCAGCGAGUUUAAGUAGGUGCGUGCAGACAGGGGCCAGUAAUGACCACUUGUACAUACAUACAGAUGCACCUAAAUAUAGAUGGAGUUCGAUAACGAACCUUGGGGCCACUUUCACAGACUGGUUAUGGGUGGCUGUCUUGGAUUGCCAAUUUCACAUUGUAGUGGUCCAAUCGGUAUUGAACCGUUAAAAAAGCAAUUGGUGGCUUAUAGUUAAUAAAGUUAUAAGUAGAAAACACAU
This is a messenger RNA of Linum tenue, 3544 nucleotides long. The record is from the annotation of a GenBank genome assembly. NCBI's taxonomy places the organism in Eukaryota, Viridiplantae, Streptophyta, Magnoliopsida, Malpighiales, Linaceae.